GGAUUACCUAAAAUCACCCUAUGGCCUGGGCGUAACCCUGGCUAUUGCCCUCUUGACCUGUUCCCUGUUACAAGUAAAUGCAUCCGAAGAUGAAGAGCGUCUGGUACGUGACCUCUUUCGAGGGUACAAUAAACUCAUACGACCCGUACAAAAUAUGACACAAAAAGUUGGAGUAAGAUUUGGUUUGGCGUUCGUACAGCUAAUCAAUGUCAAUGAGAAAAAUCAAAUUAUGAAAUCAAACGUAUGGUUACGUUUGGUUUGGUAUGAUUAUCAAUUACAAUGGGAUGAAGCUGAUUACGGCGGUAUUGGUGUUCUACGUUUGCCGCCCGAUAAGGUUUGGAAACCGGAUAUUGUAUUGUUCAAUAAUGCUGAUGGUAACUAUGAAGUACGCUACAAAUCGAACGUCUUGAUCUAUCCAACGGGAGAAGUGCUAUGGGUACCUCCGGCCAUUUAUCAGAGUUCAUGCACCAUUGAUGUCACAUAUUUCCCCUUCGAUCAGCAGACAUGUAUUAUGAAAUUCGGUUCAUGGACCUUUAACGGUGAUCAGGUGUCAUUGGCCCUGUAUAACAACAAGAAUUUCGUCGAUUUAUCAGAUUAUUGGAAAUCUGGCACAUGGGAUAUUAUUGAAGUGCCGGCCUAUUUGAAUGUCUACGAGGGAGAUGGUAAUCAUCCAACCGAAACCGAUAUUACAUUCUAUAUAAUCAUACGAAGGAAGACCCUUUUCUAUACGGUGAAUUUAAUUCUUCCCACUGUGUUGAUUUCAUUUUUGUGUGUUUUGGUAUUUUAUUUGCCAGCUGAGGCUGGUGAGAAGGUUACAUUGGGUAUUAGCAUUUUACUGUCACUGGUUGUGUUCCUGUUGCUGGUAUCGAAAAUUCUACCGCCAACAUCGCUGGUGCUGCCGUUGAUUGCUAAAUAUUUACUAUUUACUUUCAUUAUGAAUACGGUGUCGAUUUUGGUCACUGUCGUAAUUAUCAAUUGGAAUUUCCGUGGACCGAGAACACAUCGUAUGCCCAAUUGGAUUCGCCGGGCUUUUCUACAAUAUCUACCUGCCAUAUUGCUAAUGAAACGUCCACGCAAAACACGUCUACGCUGGAUGAUGGAGAUGCCCGGAACCAGUGCUCAAACGUAUCCCACUGCCUAUGGUUCACCGGCAGAAAUGCCCAAACAGAUUAGCGCCAUUGGGGGUAAGCAGUCGAAGAUGGAAGUUAUGGAAUUGUCAGAUUUACAUCAUCCUAACUGUAAGAUUAAUCGUAAAGUGAAUAGUGGUGCCGAUUUGGGUCUGGGUGAUCAUGGGCGAAGAGAAAGUGAAUCAUCGGAUUCGAUAUUGUUGUCGCCAGAAGCGAGUAAGGCCACCGAGGCGGUCGAAUUUAUAGCGGAACAUUUGCGAAAUGAGGAUCUUUAUAUACAGACUCGUGAGGAUUGGAAAUAUGUUGCCAUGGUCAUUGAUCGACUGCAGUUAUAUUUAUUCUUCAUUGUGACCACUGCCGGUACUAUUGGCAUUCUAAUGGAUGCUCCACAUAUCUUCGAGUAUGUCGAUCAGGAUCGUAUCAUCGAGAUUUACAGAGGCAAAUAGAUGAAUUUUAAGCGAAAAC
This is a messenger RNA of Musca vetustissima, 1592 nucleotides long. It is a transcript of the gene nAChRbeta1, whose product is annotated as acetylcholine receptor subunit beta-like 1. Gene Ontology annotation, cellular component: neuron projection; synapse; postsynaptic membrane. Gene Ontology annotation, biological process: chemical synaptic transmission; signal transduction; regulation of membrane potential. The transcript is spliced from 6 exons. Lineage: Eukaryota; Metazoa; Arthropoda; Insecta; Diptera; Muscidae. Bases 155 to 1573 code for a protein of 472 amino acids. The record is from RefSeq and is a predicted model, not a curated record. Gene Ontology annotation, molecular function: acetylcholine-gated monoatomic cation-selective channel activity; transmembrane signaling receptor activity.